AUGCUAGCAGCGAACACUGCUUACGGUCGCCGUGAACAUCAUCCCUUCGUAGUCGGCAGUUCGACGAGCAUCGCGACCUUUGCCAAUCCGGGUACAACGCGCCCGAAAUUCUUCCCGAGGAUCAUCACCAAGUUGAAGACGUCACCCGACAUAAGCAACUACGCGGAUCCGGCGAGCGUCGCACGGAUGAAGCGAUUAAAGAAUAGAAAAACAAAUGGAGCUUCAAAGAUGGAUCUAAACAAGAGAAAGCCAGCAGAUUAUAUGGAGUUUGCAUAUAGAGAAGCUAUCUCGAAAUUGAAGUAUCUGUUGGCUGAAUCUUACGCGCCGUCAGGAAUAUCCGCAAUAAAGCCGCAAAGUACUCGGAGCAUAUACAAAAGCAGUAAUCCGCGAAUUAGUGAAUCUGGAGAAGACACGGAUGAUCAAAGCAUGAUCAGCGAUAGUUUUCCGAAGAAGAAUCUCCGUGGAAAUGCGAUUUCAAAUACUUUUCCUCCUCUUUCGAAGACUAUUCAAUCAGCGAAGGCGUAUAGUAAUAUAGCAUUGUCAAAAGCCGAUCUUCAAUCUAUUCCUCCAGAGUUAACGUCAUUUAUCGAAAGGCAGGAGGAUUAUAUCGAACAACUGGAACGAGAAUCUCAGUAUUGCAGAGACGAAUUGAUCAAUUUACUAAGCAAAGUUCGUGAGGUUGUAGCUGAAAACGAGGCAUUGCAUAACAGGAAUCAAACUACAUUGUCCAAGUGCGCUCUACAGAAUCACAAAGAUCACUGUACCGGGUCAGAUCAAGAAUGUCGCAAACAAAGCACGAGUGAUCAUAUCGAUAACUUGGAAAACAAACGAGAAAAAUUUUUGGAAGGGCCCAGUAUAAUGUUCGAAUCGAGAAUCAGUGAGUUGGAGGCGCAGUUGACGCAGGCAAAAUUGGAAUUACGAAAGGUACAGGAAGAGAAUCAAGCAAACUUGAAACGUUUGUCCGAGACUAGUUCGAACGAAGGCAGCAUUGAAUUGAAGGUGGAAUUAGACAAGGCUCUACGCGCGAAAUACGAGGCCGAAAUGAAGCUAGAAGAAUUACAGAAAUUAUUGUUAGCCGCGAGAGACAAAGAGACUGAAGCGACGCAAAAAGCAAAGCGUUCUAUGGAUGACAGACAACAGAUUGAGUUUGAAAGAAGUCAGAGUGAAAUGGAGAUUCGAAGAUUAAAGGACGAGCUGGAAAGGCAACACGAGAAGUUACGGGAGGCCGCCCAAGAAGCGAAUAGACGUAUAACCGAGGAAAGGCAACAGAUAGAGCGUCGAUACAAUCAGCAAAUCGAACAAUUCACUGCCGAUAUCGCGUCUCACUGGGAGACUGCCAACAAAUCACAAUUGGAAUCCGAAAAACAGCGACGAGAGAUUAAUGAGUUGAAACGAGAAUUAUCUCAAAAACAAGCAACCAUUGAUAAUUUGAAGAAAGAGUUACAAAAUAAGAUAUCUAUCUUGCAGAGCGAUCUUAAUCAGGCAUUAAGCGAGAAAGAUGCGGCGGAGCAAGAACUCUUAACCAGUAAAUUGACAACUGAACGAAACGAAAGACAAGCUCGUCAAGAACAAAGUAGAUUACAAGCAGAGAUAAAUUCAUACAAGCAACGUCUGGAAAGAGGAGAUGCUGACUUGGUACAUUGCAGACGAGAAAAUCUAAGACUAGCGGAACAAAUAGCAUCUUUAGAGAAAGAGAUCAAUAUGAAUAAGAUUGUACGCCCCGAAGAUAAUCGUAAAGAGAUUACGCCUAGAUUGGAAAACGAAAAGGAAUUGACUUCUAUGAUAAUGGAUAUGGAGACUAAACAUGCUGCCACGGUAGCGGGCUUAGAAGAUGCCCUGAAUAGUCAAGCCACGCUCGUCUCGAGACUGACUGCCGAAUGCCAAUCUCUCACACAACGUUUGGAAGCUAACAAUCUUAAACACAAGGAAGAAAUGGCCGACCUACAAAACAACAUAGAACACUUGUCAAAUAAGAUACAAGGCAGUCUUGUAAGUCAUGAAGGAGGAACUCUUAUGGAAACUAACGACGAUAUUGGAGCUUUUUCUUAUAACGCUACAAUGGAUUCAGUAACUCCGCAUGCGAAGGGAUUACCAGCCGGUGCUAGAAUGAUUCAUCAGGAAUACGAUAUCGCGAGCGGUCAACAAGUAGAAGCAAACGCGCUAAAGGGAACCGAUCAAUCGCCGAACAACUUGUACGACUUAUCGAGCGAUCAAAGAUGUAUUGCAGACAACAACUUUAUGCCGAAUGAAAUGGAAACUAUGGAUCAGCAGAUGUAUCAGCAGCAGGAAGAAGCGGCUCGCAAUAAUGAAGACUACACAACGAAUGAUCCAAAUAUGGAUGCUUAUAUGGCGGAGCAAGAACAUAAUCAAUAUAGUGAUUAUAAUCCUUCGCAGUACCCAGAGGGACAGUAUGUUAACGGCGAGCAAUUCAAUGUAAUAGCGGAACAGAUGGACGAUAAUCAAACUGCCUCUGAUAUAGGCAGAUCAAAUACUGAAACUUUACACUAAUUAACUUUGUAUUAACUGCAUGCGCAUAUAUAUAUAUAUAUAUAUAAAUAUAAUUGAGAGAAUCUCUGUAUUAAUUACUUUCGGAUUCUCUAAUGAUUAUUUCCCUUUUAAAGAUGUUUUUGCACUACUCAUAUUUGUCACCAUGUCAAAUUGAGAGAAACAAAAAAUAUGUAUUCAAAGCAUAGUAUCUUCCAUAGAUAUAAGAACUGAGCGUGAAGAUCUAAGCAAAAUGUGAAAAGACAA
This is a messenger RNA of Camponotus floridanus (Florida carpenter ant), 2751 nucleotides long. RefSeq names its product serologically defined colon cancer antigen 8 homolog. The record is from RefSeq and is a predicted model, not a curated record. Gene Ontology annotation, cellular component: centriole; centrosome. Bases 1 to 2508 code for a protein of 835 amino acids. The transcript is spliced from 9 exons. Gene Ontology annotation, biological process: neuron migration; tube formation; establishment of cell polarity. NCBI's taxonomy places the organism in Eukaryota, Metazoa, Arthropoda, Insecta, Hymenoptera, Formicidae.